Molecule: messenger RNA, 1257 nt
Organism: Amblyraja radiata (thorny skate)
Lineage: Eukaryota; Metazoa; Chordata; Chondrichthyes; Rajiformes; Rajidae
Exons: 8
Coding region: 1-1257 (418 amino acids)
Cellular component (GO): membrane
Source: RefSeq, a predicted model, not a curated record
AUGUUUCUCGGAGUGGAUGAAGAGGUCAUGAAUAUUACUCGGGUUUUUCAAUGGGAAAAAAUUGGGAAUCAGACCACCACGGAACACGUUCUCCAGUUCCAUGUUGGAUCUCCAAAACAUGCCGUUAUACAAAAAUACAUCGGGCGCAUCCACUUCAACCCUCUCAAUGGUUCAUUUCUCUUCAGUAAUCUGACCUCCGCAGACGCUGGCCUUUAUAGACUGUCCAUCAAUCUACGGGCUCGGAUCAUUCGGCAAGUUCGGCUUUGGAUCAUGGAGAGGCUGUCGAACCCAUCAAUAUGGAGCAACGGCAGUUCUCCCGGUGCCACCAUCCAGCUCGAAUGUAACGUGGAGGGAGAUGCUCGUGGAUAUCAGUGGCAGAAAGACGGAAUGGACAUCCCCCAUCCCCACCUGAUAGAGGGGAACAGAAGCCUGGUGCUGCCGCAUGUGGCCAGAAAGGACUGCGCCAUUUACACUUGUACUGCCAGCAAUCCUGUCAGCUCUGUCUCAGCAGAGUACAUCCUCACCAUUCUCGGCCUUCAUCGAAUGGAUAUCAUUGUUAUUGUGGCAUCUACUGUGGGAAUAAUAUUCUCUAUAACAUCGUUGAUUGGAUUGCUGGUACUCUGCAUCAUCGGGAAAGAAUUGCCACGAGCUUCGUUGAAGCAGCACAAACGAUUGUUGCUACUCUUGUUUUCAUCAAACACUAUCUCUCUUGUUGCCAUCUUCAUUGCCCUUAUUUUCUGGAUUGUGAUCAGAGGACCAGCCUCAGUGUCUGUGGUUGCUUCCUGCACUGCAUCUGUCCUCCUGGUUUUCAACCUAUCCUUGGCCAUCACUGUUGGGAACUUGGGCUGCCAAUGCAUCGCGGGCCUCUUGGACUCCACAGGUCUACGGGCCUGGAUGGACGUCUGUGGUAUCGUGAGCUCUUUCCUGGUUCUGGUCACCUCGAUUGUCACUCUCAUUGAAGAAGGUCAGCAGAGCAAACAAGGAUGCUACGAGACUAUUCUAACCUGGAGCAUACUGGUCCCAAUGUUCGUCAUUGUGGUCAUAAUCUUCUUUGCCUUUUGCGCAGUAUGGUAUGAAAAUCGCCUUGCGGUGCUGAGAUGGAGCCUCGCGGGUCAACAGAGCCCGCGCCCAUCGGUCCCUGGGUCUGUGGAGCUUGUGAUUAGGGCCCGGGACACCGCCACGGAGGCGUCCGGAGAGGAAUCGGUGGUGAUACUGGAGAGGUCGGUUCGGCGGUCGAUGAUGGCACUGACUGACUGA